Molecule: messenger RNA, 2077 nt
Organism: Umbelopsis ramanniana AG
Lineage: Eukaryota; Fungi; Mucoromycota; Umbelopsidomycetes; Umbelopsidales; Umbelopsidaceae
Exons: 3
Coding region: 178-1980 (600 amino acids)
Biological process (GO): biotin biosynthetic process
Cellular component (GO): mitochondrion
Molecular function (GO): dethiobiotin synthase activity; S-adenosyl-L-methionine:8-amino-7-oxononanoate transaminase activity; pyridoxal phosphate binding
Source: RefSeq, a predicted model, not a curated record
GAUUUAGCUGGUGUAUCGUGAGAAAGUCACUAUCGAAAUGGUACUGACUUCAUUUAUGGGUAUAUAGGCACAUCGCAAUCCGAGCUAUAUCGCUCUCUUAGAUUACCCACUGUUCUGAUUGGAGACUCUAAGUUGGGAGGUAUUUCUACCACCGUUACCUCUUACGAAUCCUUGCAGAUGCGAGGCUACGAUAUACCAGAGAUUCUUCUCUUCAAUGACAAAGCAUGGAAUAAUCAUGAAUACCUUGUUAAGCGAUUCAAAGACGAAGCCGAUGUAUCUACCGUACCGCUUCCACCAGCGCAAUUGGAAGAUCCAGUCAAGGAAUUGGAGUCGAUGAAGAAGUACUAUGAGCAAGUGGACGAACAUCUUCACCCGGUGAUUGAACGACUGGAUCGCAAACAUCAAGAAAGAUUUGAGCGCUUGGAAACCAUGGCACAGAAAUCGCGUGAUGUUUUCUGGUGGCCAUUUACACAACAUGACAUGGUAAAGGAAGUCACGGUCAUUGACUCAGCUUACAAUGAUCAUAUGUAUACCUAUGCUCCCGAAGCUCCUGGUAAAAAGGAAUUGCAACCUAAGGAAAUGUUCGAUGCAUGCGCUAGUUGGUGGACACAAGGAUUGGGCCAUGCAAAUCCUAAACUAACUCUCGCUGCUGCCUAUGCUGCUGGUCGUUAUGGACACGUCAUGUUCCCUGAGGCCACAAAUGAACCCGCCUUGAAGUUGGCGGAAGCGAUGUUGGAACAAAAUGAUUGGGCUCAACGAGUCUUCUUCUCCGAUAACGGUAGUACCGCAAUGGAAGUCGCCAUCAAGAUGGCUAUCCGGUCCACGACGAUUCGUUACGGAUGGGACGAUAAACUCAAGCCUGAAAUCAUUGGUUUGAACGGCAGUUACCAUGGUGACACUAUCGGCGCUAUGGAUGCUUGCGCUCCCAAUGUGUACAACGGUCAAGUACAAUGGUACCAACCAAGAGGUCAUUGGUAUGAUCCACCGACCGUGCAGACUCGACGUGGAAAGGUAGUUGUGACCAUUCCGGAUGAAAUCAAGAGCAAGCAGGACUCUGUCAGUUAUGAAUCCUUGGGAAGUCUGUUUGACCCAGAGCGUCUAGAGAAUGACGAGUUGAAGGAUGUUUAUCAGCGAUUCAUUCGCCAGUCACUGGAAAGCCUUUCAAGUCAAGGUCGUAAGUUUGGCGCAUUACUUAUGGAACCCGUUCUGAUGGGAUCUGGUGGUAUGGUGGUGAGCGAUCCCUUGUUUCAAAAGGCUCUUGUGGACGUCGUCAGAAAGGAUGGAGCCGAGCUGUUAGGUAAUGGUACACAAGGACAAACAGGCGAAUGGCAAGGUUUGCCUAUCGUCAUUGAUGAAGUCUUUGCUGGCAUGUACCGUCUGGGCCGAUCAAGAGCUAGUAGUUACCUUGGUGUGACUCCAGAUAUUGCCGCAUAUGCAAAAGUUUUGACAGGAGGUUUAAUUCCACUUGCCUUGACCAUUACAACCGACUCUAUUUUCAACAACUUCUUGUCAGACAAUAAGGCCGAUUGUUUGUUGCACGGUCACUCCUACACUGCCCAUCCAAUGGGUUGCGCAGUUGCAAAAGCUUCCAUUGACAUUUUGGAACAAUUGAACAGCGAUGGCUCAUGGAGCCACUAUAAGCAGGAUUGGGGAGUCAAGGCGAAUGAAAACAUUUGGUCCAUGUGGAACAAGAACACAGUUGAUUUCCUUUCCCACUUGCCCAAUGUUCAGGGUGUCAAUGCAAUUGGAUCUGUUUUGGCUGUUGAGUUGAAGGAUGCCGAAGGAAGAGGCUACACAUCAGCUGCCUCGGCUAAGAUCAUAGCGAAGAUGAGGAGCCAUGAGUUUGAGCAUACUAAUAUCAACAUGUUUGCUCGCCCACUUGGAAAUGUGAUCUAUGUUAUGGCAUCUCAGAGAACCCGACCUGAACAAAUUAAGGUGCUUGAACAGACGUUGUUGCAGUGCUUAGAAGAGGAGUUGUAAAAUAAAAAGUCAUUCUUUAAUUGCUGCAUUGUGUCAUGACAGCUUUUCUCCCCACUUUGUAUUCAAAAAUAAAAAAUUAUAGACACUCAACACCAAC